Motacilla alba alba is the source of this 957-nucleotide messenger RNA. RefSeq lists its product as uncharacterized. The record is from RefSeq and is a predicted model, not a curated record. The transcript has 4 exons. Gene Ontology annotation, biological process: plasma membrane organization; membrane fusion. NCBI's taxonomy places the organism in Eukaryota, Metazoa, Chordata, Aves, Passeriformes, Motacillidae. Bases 1 to 642 code for a protein of 213 amino acids.
AUGGCAGCGCUGGACGCCGAGGGACCUGGGCGAGCACGGUCCCGGUUCCCGGAGGAGGGCGCGGGGCUGGUGGCCCUGCACCAUGCAGGAGGACGGCGGCCGCCGGCGGCUCUCGGUAGGCUGGGGACGGGUUGGGGACAUCCACACGGGGCUGGGGGACAGCAGGGACAGCUCCAACCGCCCCCCCGGGCCCCGCAGGGGAAGCUGGAGCUCAGCCUGGAGCUGCUGUCGGCGCAGGAGGCCGAGGAGCGGCCGGUGGGGAAGGGCCGGGAGGAGCCCAACAAGCACCCGACGCUGCCCGAGCCCAGGCGCCCCAAGUCCUCGUUCCUGUGGCUGCGCUCGCCGCUGCGCCUCAUCCGCUACGGCGUCCGCUGGCGCUACCUGCUGUGGCUCGGCGUGGGGCUGGCGGCGCUCCUGCUGCUCCUGCUGCUCCAUUCCUUCUUCCCGGUCAGCACCGCCCCACGAGCGCGCCGCUGCCGCCCCCGAGCGCGCCCUGAGUGCCCCGUGUCCCCCCGCAGGGCUCCCUCACGGUCAAGGUGGCUGACCCGCGCCAGCUCCUGCCGGCCACGGAGCGCCGCGGGACGGCACGCUGAGGAGGAGCCGCCCGGUGGCCCGGUUUCCUGGCUCGGAACCCCGUCCUGAGCCGCUCUGGGUGUCCUCGGUGGGUUCUCCAGCCAGGAGGGGAUCGCUGGAGGAGCUGCCCAUGGGUGUUCCCUGCUAACAAAGCCGCGUCCCAGCAGCACCGGAGCAUCGUCCCCGUCUCUGGUGGCUCGGGGGAGGGCACGGACACCCUAAGCCCAGCCCCGAUCCCAAAUUCAGCCCCGACUCCAGCCCCAGCUCCCAAAGUCAGCCCCAAUUCCUGCCCUAACCCCGAACCGUCCUCAGCCCCCAGCCCAGCCCCGGUGCCCCGGGCGGGACGGGGACACCCCCGGGGAGUGCGGCUGGGAGGGGGGAGUG